Molecule: messenger RNA, 4875 nt
Organism: Stylonychia lemnae
Lineage: Eukaryota; Ciliophora; Spirotrichea; Sporadotrichida; Oxytrichidae
Source: the annotation of a GenBank genome assembly
AUGAGGUAAAUACCUCCCUAAAGAAAUGAGACUUUAUUGAAGAGUCAAUAAACUCUUGCGAUUAAUGUACUGACCGGAAAUGUGCUAAGACAUUCCUAAUAUAAUAAAGAUUUGAAGGAGCUAGAAGAUACAAUAAAUGAAAACAGAGAAGAGAUAAUAAAUGCAUUUGCUUAAUUUUCAUUUCACAAGGAUGAAAAUUCCCCAGAAUUGAUAAAAGUACAUGAUCUUUCUCAGCUGUUUACAAAAUUAGAAGAAAUUACAAUCCUUGAUCUAUCAGGAGUAAAAGACUACAUUUACCAAAAAUUUAGCUUAAGGCUUGAAAGAUAUUCAAUAACUUGUGAUGAUCUUUUCACCGCAAUAUAGCUCUAUAUUGAAUAUGCCUAAUUUAAGAGAGCUUAUCCAGACUAUGAAAAGGAUAAGGAGCCAGUUUUCUUUGAUAAUCACAUUGCAUCAGGAAGGCCAAUUGGAUAUUUAACUGCUUACACAAUAAAAUCUGAUGAUCCUCGAGAGCCAUUGAGAGUAAGAAAUCUGUAACUUCUCUGCUUUAAACUUGCCACUCACAGAUAAAAUAUUCUUAAACUGCUAGAUAAAUAUUAGGGUAGAGGCCAGGACUCAGGGCUAUUAGACCCUAAAAAGGGAAAUCUUAUUCCAUUUUCAAAGUUAAGAGAUCUUAUGCAAGAACUUUCUAAAUUACUUGGAAUUGUUAUAGCCAGUUAUGAUUAGUUUAAGUAGAGUAUAGUUCCGACAGAAAACUCCAAAACAGUUUGUGAUAAAUUCGAACAAUUUAUCUAUUUACAGAUGCUUCAAAUUUCACAGAAAAAUCUUGAGAGAAAGGUAUCACUCAUUAAGAAAUAAACUACGGUUGUAAAUGGUUAAAAAAAGAAGGUCAAAUUCUUAGAGGAUGGUCUUUAAGCGGCAAAAUAGGAUGGCUAAGGAUUCAAACCUGAUUUCUUCAUGUUUAACAUUGAUAAAUUUUUCUCUAAAGAAUUAAACUGCGUAAUAUAACCUACUGAUGAUGAGUAUCAAAAUUAUUUGCUAGAUCAGGAGAGAGAAAAGAAAGAAUUAGAUUAAGCAAUAAAUGAGUUAGAUGAUUUCUUUUUUUAAUUAACAGAACCAGAUGUUAAUUAAAAUUUAGACAAAAGAGAUUAAGAGGCAGACUAAAUGAUCUAAUAACAAGAUUCUGAUCAUGACUUCCUUAGUUAAUAGCUACAGAAAAAUAUCAAAGAUUAUGAAAACAUUUUGAAGAUGAAAUAAUACAAGAGUGACAAAGAAAGGAUUGAAAUAAUUAAGCUUGUGGAUACAUUGAAACAAUAAUUAGGCAACUAUAGAUAACAGAAAAGCUAAAGACCAAUAUCUAAUAGAAAAGUAGAAGAAGCGAAACCAAAAGAAGAUAUUCAUGAGCAAAGGUUAAGAGGAAUGAAGGAAAUAUUUCAUUUUUACUCUAGACAGCAUAUACCUCACAAUAGGUAGUUUGACGAUCUUAAAGAAAUCAUGAAUGAGGUUGAUUUAGGUGAGUAUACAAAAUUCUGCAAAGAUUUUGAAAUCCCACUUUCUAAAGCAAAGAUUACAGAGAUUUUUAAGAAAUGCUCAAUUAAUCACAAGCCCCAUAAAUUCGAGUAGUUUUAUAACUCAAUGGGUAAAAUUGGCUAAGAAAUCAAUAAGGAUAAAUUAGAGGAGUUAAAUAUCAAAAUUAAGGAGAUUGGCAAGUAAAUUAAACUAAAUCAUGAAACUUAAAACUAUAAUUAGAAGAGAAAAUCAUCUGAAGAUUAGAUUAAUGAAAGCUAAGUUGAGGAAUAAAAUUACGAUAGACAAGAUGAAUCAAUGAUAAUAGAUCAAAGAAGAAAUAGUUAAAAUAGCCAGGGAAGUUAAUAUAGCUUAAGAUCUUUUUCUCAGAAUAGCAGAAAUGAAGAGCAGAGUUAACUUAAAAAAGCAAGAGGUAUUUAAAAGAUAUAAGAUAAUGAAGAUGAUUCUGUUAUCGUGAAAUAGGAAACGAUAGUGGAGGAAGAUGAGUAAAAUUUUGAUGGAUUAAUAGUACCUUCAAAAAAUGCAAAAAAUUAAUUGGAUUCUAGGAAUAAUGAUAGAUAUAAUCCUAAAACUGAUUCUUACUAAGGAACCUAAAGAAAUAGUAAAAAUCAAAUUGCUAUAAAAUAAGAUCCUCUUGAAUAAGAGCUCGAUAAAUUAGUGGAGCAAAAAAAUGAGUUAGAGAACAAAACUGAGGAGUAAUGUAGGGAUUAAAUUCUCGAAUAAAUACAAUGCAAUGAUCCAAACAUUUAUAGAAAAAAAAUUAAGGGUUUUCAUAUAGCAUUUAAUAUUCGUGACAAACUACCAACAGCAUUAGAAGAUGCUAGUAAGAAAAUCUAAAAGCAAUCAACAAAACUGUCGCAAGAAGAUAUCAAUAAACUUGCUUCAGAGAUCAAGAAUAAAAAAGUCAUUAGCAAAAAAUUUAAAAAUAGAGAAGAAUCAGAAAAGUUUAGUUAAGAUAGAGAAUCAUUAAGAAAAAUGCACGAGCAAUUAAGAAAAGAAAGAGCUAACGAAUAAAUCGGAUCAGCAAUUGAUGAAGGAGCAAAUAAAAAUGAUAAACAUGUCAAAGUAACAUUUGAUGUUAUCGAAAAACUUCACUAUAUGGAUUUUAAUAAAGGCAUGAAAGGGGAAGAUUUCAAACCAGAGGAUAUUGUUGACUUAAACGAUGUCGAAUCAGAGGAAGAUGAAGUUCUUAAGAAAUUUAAGAAUGACUAGCCAUAUGAAUCAGUUGAACCUGUCAAUUCGCAGAACCAAGGAUUAGGAUUAAAGAACAUGAAAUCCCUAAGAUUAAAAAACGGAAGUGUUAUUGAAUCAAUGAGAGACAAAAGACCGUAUAAAGGCCAAUCAAUUUCAGCUCUAGGGCAAUUCAGUCAAAAGAAAAAUUCCAUUGAUUAGUUAAAUGAUAAGAUAUUAGCAAUAAAGGGAUAAAUGAGUAAGAUUAACCAAGGUAACCCUUAGUAAUAAUCUCAAAUUAUAAUCCAGCCUUAACUGAUAAUGAAUGCAAACAGAUAAGUUGAUCCAUACGGAUCUAACAGUAUAAAACAAAAUUAUUUAUCUGUCAAUAAAUCACAAAUGGAUACUCCUGAAUAUGGCAGCAUAGAAUAAACCUAAAAUAACUAACUAAGUGUUGAAAGGUAAAGCAAAAAGAGAGGUGGUUAAGUAAACCAAAGUUAAAUAUAACAAAUGAAGAACAAGCUAAAUAACGAUUAUGACAAUUCCCUUGUUAUUAGACCAUAGUUAAAUAACUUAUCUCCAUUAAGGUAAAAUAUUUCUCAUGGAGGUCUCACUCAAACCAAUAGUAGGAAAAUCAUAAAACCUUUAAAUUAAUCAAUCGCGAUUGCCAAUUCAAAUUAAUCUUUAAUUUAUGGUAUUGAUGAUGGUCAUCAACUAACAGGCAGACAUCGAGAUAGUAGUCUAAUUGCUUAAUCAUUAGAUACUCAGUAAUUACUUUUGUCUAAAUAAAGAAAUUAAUCACUCUUAUCAAAUCGGGAGAAACAAGGACCAAUAUUAUAAGCAAAAAAUUAAAAGCUAGCUACAAAACUUGCUGAAAUCGGAAAUUAAUCAAAUGAAAAUGGCAGUAAGCUAGGAUAAUACAAUAGCAUUGGAAACCUCAAACAAUUUUAGUCUAAUGCCCCAUUGAAAAAUUCAAUCAUUGCUGCUCCAGGAUAGCUAUCAUAAAAUUAAUAUUUCAACGAUCAAACUUUUGGUGGCUAGAACUCAAGCAGAGAUCAAAUGUUAAACAGAGCAAUUUAAAUUUAGUAAAAAUCUAAGAUUGACUAAGAAAGGUAAAUGAAUGGAAUAAUGAAACUGCACGAAAACAACUUGAAAAAGGGACUCAACAUUGUAAGAAAAGGCAAAAAUCUGUAUAAAAUGGCAACAUCAAUGCAAUCAGCUGGAUAGAGCUUAUAAAUCUACUAACCCACUGAAACUUAGUUGAUUCUAAAAAAGGAUAAGAUUUGUGAAUUUAAAUCUCACAUUGAUGAUAUGAAAACCACUAUCAAUAAGCACUUCGAUCAUAUUUUAGAUUUUAUCGAGGAAUUCGUAGCAAUAAUAAAUGAUAGACUUUCUACUCAACGAGUAAUCAUAGAGAAGUGUAUUGCUCUUUUUGAGAAAAAAUAACCAUUAUUAAAUGAGUAAAACUUGUACAGAGUAGCUGAUUUUAUGGAAAAUAUGAUCAAGGAAUUAGACAAGUAAUGUGAUAGAGUGAGGGAAACUAAUAAACCAGGCUCGGGUAAAUAAGUUGAUCCAAUACUAAGGUUGAAGAUGGAGAAUCUAAUAUAAAGAUAAAUUGAGACGAUCAGACAAGAUCAGUAGUAUAUGGACAACUAGAAUAAGAUGAAUAACGUAUUCAGGAAGAAGAUUAAGGUUCCUACAAUUUUCAGUCAGGUUUUCGAAAAACGAUAUAUUUAAGAAAGUGAAAUAGUUCAUUUAAAGCUACAAAAAUCUGCCCUUCAAGUGCAAAUUUUGUUAAGGAAGAUAAAUCAAUCUAAGAUGACAAACAACAAAAUUUAAUGGAUUACCAAACCUGUGAAAAGUAAACACAAUCAAAUUAAAUCAAUUUAGGAUUUGAUAAAGGAGAAUAAUGCGCUUUAGAACCUGUUCGGAAGGAUCAUCUGGAUUAACUUUGAUAGCCAGAUAAAACUACUGAUGAGAAUGGAUAACCCAUUUAAAGCCAAAUACUUUGUUGUUUGCUCUGUACAGGAGUAUGCUUUUAUCAAAUUCAUAAACUUUUUAGAAAAGAAAUAAUGCCUGAGGAGAUAUCUGGCUAGCGAAUUUUUCUAUUACAUUUUAUCAUAAUCAAUGCUAUACUUUUUAGAGAGGUAUGUCAAGUAAUUGAAGGAGACAGUGAUCUGA